Nicotiana attenuata is the source of this 1419-nucleotide messenger RNA. Its product is annotated as pentatricopeptide repeat-containing protein At3g53700, chloroplastic-like. NCBI's taxonomy places the organism in Eukaryota, Viridiplantae, Streptophyta, Magnoliopsida, Solanales, Solanaceae. Bases 1 to 1419 code for a protein of 472 amino acids. Gene Ontology annotation, molecular function: protein binding. The transcript has 2 exons. The record is from RefSeq and is a predicted model, not a curated record.
AUGCAGGUGUUUGAGAAGAUGGGAGGCAGUGAAAGUGAUGGCAUUCUUGUUAAGCCAGACCUUGUUCUCUACAAUACAUUGAUUGAUGGGCUUUGUAAGGUAGGGAGGCAAGAAGAAGGGUUUAAGUUGAUGGGAAAUAUGAGGCUGGAGAGUGGAUAUGAACCUAAUACCGUUACCUAUAAUUGCUUGAUAGAUGGUUUCUGCAAAGCAGGCGAGAUUGAGAGGUCAUACGAGCUUUUUGACCAGAUGAAAAAGGGCGGGGUAGUGCCAAAUGUGAUUACUCUGAAUACUUUGGUUGAUGGAAUGUGCAAGCAUGGGAAACCUGAUCGCUACACCUACAACACUUUGAUAUCAUAUUUCAGCCAGAAGGAGCAAUUUGCAACUGCCCAUAGAGUUAUGAAGAGGAUGAUUGAUGAUGGUUAUUUUCCUAAUGUUGUUACAUAUGGAGCACUAAUUCAUGCAUAUUGUUUAGCUGGAAAUGUUGAUGAAGCUAUAAAAAUAUUCCAGAAUAUGUGUUCUUCUACAAAUGUGCCACCAAACACUGUCAUAUACAAUACUUUGAUCGACGCUCUCUGCAAGAGUGACAAAGUAGAAACUGGUAUUUCUUUGUUGGGUGAUAUGAAGGACAAAAGGGUAAGACCAAAUACUAUCACAUACAAUGCCAUAUUUAAAGGCCUUCAGGAGAGGAAUUGGGUGGAAAAGGCAUUUGAAAUAAUGGACCAAAUGACUGAAAAUGCAUGUAAUCCUGACUACAUUACCAUGGAAGUCCUAACUCGAAACGAGGUGUGUCAUGAUUUGAGUAAAGGAACAGAUGCUACAGGUGUUAGACAUGCUGUGCAAGUUGGAAAAAAUGGAGGAAGUAGGGAUCCAGUUGUUCCUGUAGGAGAUGCUUCAAAGUGUGUGACUGCAUCAAGUCGUGAUAAUAUUCCAGUUGAUCGAUCUCUAGCUAGAGUUUCCAAUGCAGUCAGUUUGGCUAGGGAUAUAUUGAUGAUGAAGGGGACUGAUCAGGUUGUUAAAAUUGGGAAUCCUAUGGUUGAAAUCUCAGCAAAAGUUGAUGAAGAUCGAGCUGUUAUGAAUCGAGUGGAACAUGUGGCUUUUCAGACUGCCACAACUGAUCGAGUUGCUGCUACAGAUAAUAAGGGAGCUGUUAAAGAUGUUCCUAAGGCAGCUGUAGUUCAAACAAAAGCUGGGCAAUUUCUUGAAGAGAAAAGAGGUGCUGAACAGGAUAAUAGUUUGAAAGACAUACCUACUACCACAAUAUUGUCAAGAAUAUAUACAGCAUUGGGAACAGCUGCACAAAUUGAGGGUGCUACUAUUGGUAAUGAGCGGGCUGUUUCUCAGCAGGAAAUAGCUAAAAAAACUGGGGCUGAGACCAGUGGGAUUUUGGCUGAUCGUGUAGGCAAUGAGGUGCAGAAAUAA